CACAUCGGAAGCUGCCAGAAGCUGCGACACCCGCAGCGGAAGAGGCGCGACUUCUGACUCGCUAUGUCCGCUAACAGUAUGUCGGACCCACGGAGGCCUAACAAAGUGCUGAGGUACAAACCCCCGCCCAGCGAGUGUAACCCAGCCUUGGAUGACCCAACACCAGACUACAUGAACCUGCUUGGCAUGAUCUUCAGCAUGUGUGGCCUCAUGCUCAAGCUGAAGUGGUGCGCUUGGGUUGCCGUCUACUGCUCCUUCAUCAGUUUUGCCAACUCCCGGAGCUCUGAGGACACUAAACAGAUGAUGAGUAGCUUCAUGCUGUCCAUCUCUGCUGUGGUGAUGUCGUAUCUGCAGAACCCUCAGCCCAUGACGCCCCCCUGGUGAUGUCAGCCUAGAGGGGUCCCAUCCUGGACCCCUCUGUCCACCUUGCCCUAGGCCUGGACCUUGGCUACUCAGUCUCUGGCCCUCAACUGCAGUCCUGGGCUUCUCUGGGUGAGGUAGUCUCAGGGCCAGCAGGUGGAUGGAGGGAACUUGGCUCUGUCCCUGGGAUCCCACUUCUGCUGAGACAGCGAGGGGAAUUGCAUAGGCCAACCCCCUCCUGCCUGCCUGCCUUCCCCACCCUGCCUGCUGCUGGGGGAGGUGCUGUCCAUGUUUCCACUCAUUUUCAUGUUGAAACCAGUUAAUAAAGUUUUGCAUUCUGGA
Molecule: messenger RNA, 702 nt
Organism: Phacochoerus africanus (Common warthog)
Lineage: Eukaryota; Metazoa; Chordata; Mammalia; Artiodactyla; Suidae
Gene: WDR83OS
Product: WD repeat domain 83 opposite strand
Exons: 4
Coding region: 64-384 (106 amino acids)
Biological process (GO): protein insertion into ER membrane
Cellular component (GO): endoplasmic reticulum membrane
Molecular function (GO): protein folding chaperone
Source: RefSeq, a predicted model, not a curated record